AUGAGUAGCUGGAACUCCACCAGUGUGCCUGGCUUCAUCCUCAUUGGGCUGAUGGACUCUGCAGAGACACAGCUGGUCCUCUCCAUGCCCUUCCUUCUGAUUUACCUGAUCACAGUGUUGGGGAACAUGGGGAUGAUACUAAUCAUUUGGCUGGAUCGCCAGCUUCACACCCCCAUGUACUUUUUUCUCACUCACCUGUCAUUUCUUGACCUCAGCUAUUCAAGUGUCAUCACCCCUAAAACCUUACAGAACUUAUUGACUUCCACCAAGAGCAUCUCCUUCCUGGGCUGCUUCACUCAGCUUUACCUUUAUGUUCUCUUUGCUGCUGCUGAAUGUUUCCUUCUCUCCUCGAUGGCCUAUGAUCGCUAUGUAGCUAUCUGCAGCCCCCUGCACUAUCCAGUCAUUAUGUCCACAAGACUGUGCCGUGCCCUGCUCACUGGCUCCUAUGUAAUUGGAUUUAUGGAUUCCUCUAUCAAUAUACUUUGCCUGAGAAGACUGAAUUUCUGCAACUCUAAUGUCAUCCAGCACUUUUACUGUGACACUGCAGCACUUUUUGUGCUGUCCUGCAGUGACACUCAGGACUUUGAGAUCAUGUUAUUCAUUGUUGCUGGCUCCACCCUGGUGCUGUCCCUCAGCAUCAUAUCAGGAUCCUAUGUGUCCAUCCUCUCCACUAUCCUGAAAAUUAAUUCCACUGCUGGAAAAAAGAAAGCCUUCUCCACUUGUGCCUCCCAUCUCCUGGGAGUCACCAUCUUCUACAGCACUAUGAUCUUUACUUAUCUAAAACCGAAGACUUCUUACUCCUUGGGAAGGGAUCAGGUGGCUUCUGUGUUUUACACGAUUGUGAUCCCCAUGCUGAACCCUCUCAUUUACAGUCUCAGAAACAAAGAGGUGAAGAAUGCUGCCCUGAGAGUCCUGCAAAAGAGAGAGGGCUGCAGGCAGUUAAUAUCACAGUGA
Molecule: messenger RNA, 954 nt
Organism: Heterocephalus glaber (naked mole-rat)
Lineage: Eukaryota; Metazoa; Chordata; Mammalia; Rodentia; Bathyergidae
Product: olfactory receptor 8H1-like
Biological process (GO): G protein-coupled receptor signaling pathway
Cellular component (GO): membrane
Molecular function (GO): G protein-coupled receptor activity; olfactory receptor activity
Source: RefSeq, a predicted model, not a curated record